GCUCAUGGAAGUCGCACAAUGAAAUAAACACAUAUUACAGCAUACAACAUUUACAGGGGAAAAAAAGGACAGAGAAUAAUAUUUUUUUUUUGUUGGUAGCAAAUGAAAUAAACUGUAGAAGAAUUCAGAAACGUUCAUCCUAACCCACGCUCCAGCUCAGCAGGUGGCGAUAUACCUUAGACGUGUUUGCAACGAAAUGACGCAUUAAUCCACCGAAGAGGAAAAUAAUGAAUUUGCUCAACUCGAACUGAUUCAACAAGCAGUGAGAAAUGGAGGUGGAAUGCUUUGUGUCCAAGACCCUAGAGCUCCUUCAGGAGGAGAGAGAAGCAGAGAUCGAGGAGACCAAGCUAUGGCAGGAGAAUGUCUCUCUGAAAGAUCUCCAGAGUAAAGGCGUUUGUCUCCUGAAGCUGCAGAUAGGAAGCCAGUCAACUGGCCUUUAUGGACGAUCACUCCUCCUUCUGGAACCCAGAAAGCACAUGGGUGUCUCUGUGCUGCCUAGCAACAACUUUGGUCCCGGAGACAUAGUGGGUCUGUAUGACCUGGAUGGCUGUAAGCCGUCCUCCCAGCUGUGCACUGGUGUCGUGACCCGCAUCAGUCAGUCAGCUGUCACCGUGGCCUGUGAGGACUCGCCGGACGGACUCAACCUGGACACAGACGCUCUGUACAACCUCAUGAAGCUGGCUAACGAUGUCACGUACAAACGCAUGAAAAAGGCCUUGAACACUCUGAAUGGGUACAGCAGUGGACCAGCCUCGGAUUUGAUCAGCGUUCUCUUUGGCUAUUCAGAACCUGGCUCGAUAUCACAACCAAAUGAUCUGUCUUUCCUGAACAGUGGUCUGGAUGAGUCUCAGAGACAGGCGGUGUCCUUUGCUCUGUCUCAGAGAGAGGUAGCUGUAAUACACGGGCCACCAGGCACCGGCAAGACAACCACUGUGGUGGAAAUCAUCCUACAAGUGGUCAAACGGGGACAGAAGGUCCUGUGCUGUGCUGGUUCUAACGUGGCCGUGGAUAACCUGGUUGAGCGCCUGGCUAAGGCCAAAGCUAAGGUCCUGAGACUGGGCCACCCUGCCCGCCUGCUAGAGUCCAUUCAGAAACACUCGCUAGACGCCGUCCUCGCUCACAGUGACAACACCAACAUCAUCGCCGACAUACGCAAAGACAUCGACAAAGCUUUUAUGGGGAUGAAGAAGAUGAAUGACAAACGAGAUCGGAUCCACCUGAAGAGGGAGGUAGGAGAGCUGAGGAAAGAGCUGAGGACCAGGGAAGCUACAGCCAUUGCUGAGGUCCUCAAACGUGCUGAUGUUGUUCUAGCCACUAACACAGGUGCUAAUGAUGGUGGCCCUCUGAAGAACCUACCUGUAGACCAUUUUGACUGGGUGGUGAUCGAUGAGUGUGCCCAGGCGUUGGAGAGCUCCUGCUGGAUCGCUCUGCUCCGAGGCAGGAAGUGUAUCCUGGCUGGAGAUUACAAGCAGCUGCCACCCACCAUCAAGUCUCACACGGCUGCAUCUAAAGGCCUGUCUGUCAGCCUGAUGGAGAGGUUGAUCCUGAAGUAUGGCGACUCCGUAGUCAGGAUGCUGACAGUGCAGUACCGUAUGAACAGUAACAUCAUGACCUGGGCCUCAGAACAGAUGUACCAGGGUCAACUCGUCGCACACAGCUCAGUGGAGAAACACCUGCUCAAAGAUCUCCCAGGAGUAGCCAGUGUUGAAGAGACCAGCACCCCUCUCCUCCUCAUAGACACAGCAGGCUGUGGACUUAGUGAGAUGGAGGUGGCAGACGAACAGUCCAAAGGAAACCAAGGUGAGGUGGACAUUGUGGAACUGCACAUCAAAGCGUUGACUGAAGCUGGGGUGAAACCUAAAGACAUCGCUGUUAUUGCCCCUUACAAUCUGCAGGUGGAUCUCCUGCGUCAGCGUCUCUCAGCGAGACAUCCUGAUCUGGAGAUCAAGUCUGUAGACGGCUUCCAGGGUAGAGAGAAGGAGGCUGUGGUGCUGACCUUGGUCAGAUCUAACAGGAAAGGUGAGAUAGGGUUCUUAGCUGAAGACCGGAGGAUCAACGUGGCGGUGACUCGAGCCAGACGUCACCUGGCCCUGGUGUGUGACACGCAGACCGUCCAGACCCACGGCUUCCUCAAGACCCUCAUCGAUCACAUGACCCAGCACGGCGACGUACGCACCGCCUUUGAGUACCUGCAGGACAUUGUGCCCCAGAACUACACCAGAGACCACCGAGAUACCAAGUCUAACAACACUAAAGCUACCGCUAGCAACUCCGCCUCCAACAAGCAGAAGGGCAGAGGCCAGGCUGGGAGCAAGGUGGAGCCAGGACACAAGAGGACCUCUGGGGGUAACAAGACCCAGGGAGGAGAGCCCCAGACAGGUUCAGAUCCCGGCACACACAGCCAAGCCAGACGUUCCACCCCCACAGAGGAGGAGCAGAGACUGACACAGAUAAAAUACCUGGAGAUCAAGAACCAGGUGGAGUGGUUUCUCCAGGACCCAGACCAGACGGAGCUACGGUUUCCCUCGACCCUCAACUCCCACGACCGCCUGCUCGUACACCAGGUUGCAGAGGAGCUGGGCCUGAACCAUGAGAGCCAGGGAGAGGGAAAGGAUAGAUGCAUCACUGUCUCCAGACCCCCAACAGGGUCUAACGAGGCUGGGGAAGAAGAGGAGCAACAAGCCCAAGAACCAUCAGCCGUCCGGGAGGAAGAGAGUGUUACAGGGCCUCCUGUAGGGCAACCGGCAGCAGAUCUCAAGACUUUACAUCUGGAACGAAUGAGACGGGAGCAGAAGAAGAGGGAGCAGAAGAUGGAGCAGGAGAAGCAUCUAGAUACCAUCCGUACAGCAGGACAGACUCAGACUGCUAAGAAGACCAAGGCAAAAGGAAAGACCAAAAAGACCAAAGCGGGGGCCUGUGAGAUCGCUGCGGCUGCGACGGCGGCUGAUGAUUUUGACACCCUAAUAGAUGCUGUGGUGAAGGCAGAACGCGUCUGUAGUUUUGUCAAGUGUAAAACGUUGGUAAUUCAUCUGGGACAACUCUGUCUGUUCUGCAACAGACAAUACUGCCUCGGUCACCACAUACCUGAGGUCCAUGGGUGUGGAGACCAAGCCAGGGCCAAUGCCAGGAUGAGGAUCAGUAAAGAAGGGGUUCUGUAUGCUGGUAGUGGACACAAGGACAAGUCUGUAGAUCCUAACAAGAAGGCCUAUCUACACAGGAAGCUGGACUCCAAACUCAAAGACAUGGAAAAGCAACGGAAGACCAAACCCAAAGAGAGUGACAAUAAUUGACCUUUGACCCUUUUAAUUCCAGUUUGUCAGUGACUGUAAGCUCUGAGGAAUGACCCUUUGUGGACUGAAUAGAUAUAAUUAUUAAACAGAUUACUGCUAAAUUAUUU
Molecule: messenger RNA, 3397 nt
Organism: Oncorhynchus mykiss (rainbow trout)
Lineage: Eukaryota; Metazoa; Chordata; Actinopteri; Salmoniformes; Salmonidae
Gene: ighmbp2
Product: immunoglobulin mu DNA binding protein 2
Cellular component (GO): cytoplasm; nucleus
Molecular function (GO): ATP hydrolysis activity; RNA binding; 5'-3' DNA helicase activity
Source: RefSeq, a predicted model, not a curated record